AUGAAUGUUCGGCAAAAUAUCAACUUCCUGUUCGAAUUUCUGCGGGAGAUGCUGACCAUUGACCCGGAGAAAACCAUGGUAGAAUACCUAUUUCAAAUGGGCGAUCACGGCCCAACUCCAUGGCAAUCGAAAGGCGUUGCUGCCGCUGUGAUGACAUUGCGCCAGCUACUGCCCAAGGACUAUCUUGCUCAGGCAAAGCAGGUUCCCGCAACGCUCUACUUUGAAGAUAUAUUCGGAUCUGCGAGUGUAGCGAAGGGCUUGAAUAUUCUAGUGGUCAUAAGUUCGUUCGGCGAUAUGCUUGCAGUCAUGCUGCUGGACAUGUCUCGUGUGAUUCAGGAAUGCGGCAGGCAAGGGGCUAUACUCAUCAUGAUCAUUGCACCUCCUGCAAGAGAUGAUUUCAAUUCCGCUGUCGACCUCCGGAUUAUCCCAGAAUCGUUCUUCGACUUGCUCAUGGGUGUCGGUCUCCUGAUAAUUCGGCGGCGUCAUAAGCGUCUAGGGCUGCCUGCCCGAACCUACAGAGCUUGGGAUAUUGCAGUCUACUUCAACAUUCUGAAAAACGUCUAUCUACUUGUUAUGCCGUGGUACCUACCAGAUGGCAGUGCUAGAGCUGGCGAAGUGAGCUUCUGGCAUGCAUCGUAUGCUGCAACUGGAGUCGGAAUGUGA
Molecule: messenger RNA, 663 nt
Organism: Aspergillus alliaceus
Lineage: Eukaryota; Fungi; Ascomycota; Eurotiomycetes; Eurotiales; Aspergillaceae
Exons: 6
Coding region: 1-663 (220 amino acids)
Source: RefSeq, a predicted model, not a curated record